AUGAUAUCAUUAUUUUCAUCUGAAUGUUGUGUAAAAAGAUAUGCAAUAGAAGGUUCAUUUGUUCCUCUAUUAGCUUCUUCUGAAUCAUUUAUAAUUAGUUAUGAUGAACAUCCUCGACCUUUAAUUCGUUUAUUUGAUAUUAAUUGUUGUCAAGUGAUGUGUCUUUAUCUUCCAUCAUUAUUGUUUGAUAUGUGUUAUUCAUAUGAUCUUGAUUCAUUUAUUUUUCUUACAACAAAUUGUCUUUAUAAAUUAAAUCCAACAAUAGGAAAAAUAGAAUUAAUAAAUGAUUAUAAUUUAUUAAAAGAAAAUCGUUCAAUGUCAUCAAUAUGUUCAACAGAUGAUCAACGUUUAUUUAUUUUAUAUCGUUUUGGUGAAUAUUUAGAUACAUAUCCAAAAGGAAAACGUAUUUGGAAACGACGACAUUUAUGUGAUUCGAUUUCUGAAGAUAUUUAUUUAAUUCGAUCAUCAAAAGGUAAUUCAUUUAUUCUCGGUUUACUUAUUGUUGAAUGGAAUGGUAUAUGGCGUGUUGAUAUUUUUUCAUCAUCAUUACAUAAACUUCAUACUGGUUUUCGUUUUAAUGGAUGGACACGUGAUACAUGGCUUUCCGAAUGGUCUUCUCAACAAUGUUGGUUUGUUGGAAAUAUACAUAGAUUAAUGAUCGAUUCAAAAGGACAACCAAUUAAUAUUUCAACAAAUCAAUUAGAUUUUGAUAUAAAUAAUAUUACUUGGAUGAUUAACAAAAAUAAUGAUCAGAUCAAAUUGACUGUUAUACGAGGACAAAAAUUACUUACUUUUUUUAAAUAA
This is a messenger RNA of Rotaria sp. Silwood2, 804 nucleotides long. Lineage: Eukaryota; Metazoa; Rotifera; Eurotatoria; Philodinida; Philodinidae. The record is from the annotation of a GenBank genome assembly.